This is a messenger RNA of Juglans regia (Persian walnut), 3576 nucleotides long. Its product is annotated as flowering time control protein FPA-like. NCBI's taxonomy places the organism in Eukaryota, Viridiplantae, Streptophyta, Magnoliopsida, Fagales, Juglandaceae. The transcript has 6 exons. The record is from RefSeq and is a predicted model, not a curated record. Gene Ontology annotation, molecular function: RNA binding. The coding region runs from base 212 to 3187 and encodes 991 amino acids.
ACCACAAAGCCUUACGUGUGGAUGAAUCCUCAAAUGUCUCUUCCUCUCUUGAAUUUAUAACUGCCUCUCGUUCCCAAGUUUUCUAGGGUUCUACUCCUGUUUCUAAUCAUCUCAUAUCAUUCUCAAAUCUCUUCCCCAGACCCUAAUCUAGUUGUCUCCCUAUUUCUCUCUUCACCGAAUCCUAAUCUUGUUUCGAGGAUUUUCGGUCGGAAUGCCGCCUCCGAUCAAAUCUGGCAGGCCGGUAAGGAACGCCGACUCCGACGAGUCGGAGACGCCGUCCAACAAUUUAUGGGUGGGUAACCUGGCGAGCGACGUCACCGACUCGGAUCUCAUGAACCUUUUCGCCAGGUACGGUGCGCUCGACAGCGUCACCACCUACUCGUUGCGGAGCUACGCCUUUGUCUUCUUCAAGCGUAUCGAGGACGCCAAGGCUGCCAAGGAAGCUUUACAAGGGGUCGAGCUGCGUGGUAACCCGGUUAAGAUCGAGUUUGCUCGUCCGGCAAAACCUUGUAAGAGUCUAUGGGUCGGUGGAAUUAGCCCAACGGUUUCAAAGGAAGAAUUGGAAGAAGUAUUUCAUAAUUUUGGUAAAAUUGAGGAUUUUAAGUUCCUUAGAGACCGCAAUACUGCAUUUGUUGAAUACCUUAGAUUGGAAGAUGCUUCCCAAGCCAUGAGAAAUAUGAAUGGGAAGCGUUUAGGUGGUGACCAGAUACGUGUGGAUUUCCUUCGGUCACAGCCCUCAAGAAGAGAACAAUGGCUUGACUCCAGAGAUGGGCAGUUUCUGGGCAGAAGCAUGGUACCUGCUGAUUCCCAUUUAGGUCCUAAAAGGCAACUGAACCCUCAAUCUUCUGUGGGGCGAAAAGGAGAUGGACAGCCCAGUAAUGUUUUGUGGAUAGGUUACCCUCCUUCUGUUCAGAUUGAUGAACAAAUGCUCCAUAAUGCCAUGAUUUUAUUUGGUGAAAUUGAAAGAAUUAAGAGUUUUCCUUCAAGACACUAUUCCUUUGUGGAAUUUAGGAGUGUGGAUGAAGCCCGGCGUGCAAAGGAGGGGUUGCAAGGCCGGCUUUUUAACGAUCCUCGAAUAACCAUUAUGUUUUCGAGCAGUGACCUGGCACCUGGCAAAGAUUACCCUGGUUUGUAUCCUGCCACUAAAUGGACAAGGCCAGAGAUAUUUCUUAAUGAACCUCCAUUUCGACCUGCACAGGUGGAUAUGUUUGGUCAUAAUCGUCCUGUGGCAUCAAAUAAUUUUCCUGGACCAUUACAAACUUUGCCAGUGAGGCCAUUUGAUCGUCAAGGUAGUCUUGAACCUCCAUUUUCAGGCCCAGAAUUUGAUGAUUUGGCCUCUCAUCCUAAUUUUCAGGAUGCUAAUCCGAAAAAUGUGAUGGGUUCAAACUGGAAAAGGCCAUCUCCUGCACCUGGGAUGCUCCCUUCUCCUGCACCAGGUAUUAGACCGUCCACAAGAUCUGCAUCUGGUGCUUGGGAUGUAUUUGACAUAAAUCAGUUUCAGACGGAUUCUAAGAGGUCAAGGAUAGAUGAAGCUUUGCCCAUUGAUGAUGUUUCUUUUCCUUUGAGAAGGAUUGAUGACCGUGGGCUUGCGAUGGAUCAAUCAUAUGGGCUUGGCCCAGUAACUGAUGGAGGUGCCUCUAAUAAUUUUGCAAAUGUUCACGGGAAGAGCAGUCUUAGUCCUGUUGGUGCCAGGCUCAUGGCUGGGGGACCUGGUCAGGGUCAUGUUGAGAAUGAUUACAUAUGGCGUGGUAUUAUUGCUAAGGGGGGAACACCUGUUUGUCAAGCCCGUUGUGUGCCUAUAGGAAAAGGAAUAGAGACUGGGAUUCCUGAGGCAGUUAAUUGCUCAGCCAGAACGGGAUUGGAUAUGCUCACAAAACACUAUGCUGAUGCCAUUGGGUUUGAUAUUGUUUUCUUCUUGCCAGACAGUGAAGAUGAUUUUGCUUCAUACACUGAAUUCCUUCGCUACCUGGGUGCCAAAAACCGUGCAGGUGUUGCCAAGUUUGAUGAUGGGACCACCUUAUUUUUGGUACCUCCAUCAGACUUCUUAACUAAUGUUUUGAAAGUCGCAGGACCUGAACGUCUAUAUGGUGUGGUUCUCAAGUUUCCGCAACAAGUUCCUACUGGAACAUCUAUACCGCAACAAUCAUAUCUUCCCGUCCCCUCAUCUCAUUACAUAGACAGACAGCAGAUUCCUUCUCGUGCAGAGUAUGGUGUAAUCUCUUCGAAGGAGGAACAAGUUUUGCCAAUGGAUUAUAACAGGGUUUUCCAUGAGGAAUCGAGUCUUCCUCCUAAAUCAGUUUUCCCAGUUACAAAUGAGUCCCCUGCAAUGCUGUCAGUACCCCAAGAAUACACUUCUAAUAAUGCAACUGCAGUGGCCCAACCUGGAGUAACAUUAACCCCCGAGCUUAUUGCUACUCUAGCAUCCUUACUUCCUCCAAAUACACAGUCUUCUGCUUUAGAAAGUGCAAAGCCUGAAAUAGGCUCAUCCUCUGUCAGGCCUUCAAUUCCACCUCAAGUCGCAUCUGAUAAAGAGACCCCAUCUCAAGACUGGAGACAAGAUCAUCAAACUUCUGACCAUACUGGUCAUUCUUUGCAACAAUUGAGGAGUCAGUUUAAUCCUCAAAUGCAAAACUUAUCUCAGUAUCAGCCUUACCCACUUGUCUCAAGCACACCAGGCCAUAGUGCACCAUUGGUACUUGGUGGUGCCCAAAUUCAGGACUCUUCUUUCAGCCUGCCCCGACAGGGUGCUAUUUUGCCUCGGCCUUUGAAUCAAAAUGGACAGGUUGCUGCUUCUUCCCAAGCGAGACACCAGUAUCAACUUGAAAUUCCUGCCAGUGGUCAGAGAGGCUACGGGAUGGUUCAUGGAAUGGAGGCUUCUGGAUUAUACAGCUUGCCAAAUUUUCAGCAAACAAAUGCUCCUUUGUCCUCAUCUGGGCAGGCUCACGGUUCAUUUCAUUCCCAACCAGUAACGUUACCAGCUGAAAAAGGGAGCUCAGAGCUUCCCAGCCAGGUGCAGCAGCUUCAAUCUGCACUCUUUGGCAAUUCCCAGGGCACGCCAGAUGUUGAGGGUGAUAAGAACCAGCGCUACCAGUCAACGCUACAGUUUGCUGCUAGCCUUCUUCAACAGAUACAGCAGCAGCAGCAAACGACCACCCAGGCAGGACGAGGGUCUGGAAAUCAACAAUGAGGUGCUCGUGCUUUCCUUUUUCGGAAAUGGGCUUUAAUCGUCAUCUACGUAAGUUUGGAAUUCGGAAUGAGACAGGAAGAGGGACGAAGCUAUGGCAAAGCGAGAAUGGUUUUUAAAGAUGAAUUGUUGGUGAAUGAUGCUUGUACUAGUUCUCAAGUUAACGUGGCUCCUCCACCUUUUCUACGUCUGUUUGGAACCCCAGACUUGUACGAUAGGGUCUCUUACUUAUAUAGCCUUUUCCUUUUGUGAUGUUGUUCUGUUUGCUUCACAAUCCAGCCCCUUUUUUCUUUUUCUAAUUUUACCAGUUUACACACUCUCUCUCUCACAAUAUGUGGAGAAGCUUUUCUCACCAGUUAUUAGUUGAAACUUGAAAGCCACUCAUUUGAACA